Molecule: messenger RNA, 1632 nt
Organism: Pseudocercospora fijiensis CIRAD86
Lineage: Eukaryota; Fungi; Ascomycota; Dothideomycetes; Mycosphaerellales; Mycosphaerellaceae
Exons: 5
Coding region: 1-1632 (543 amino acids)
Biological process (GO): protein phosphorylation
Molecular function (GO): protein kinase activity; ATP binding
Source: RefSeq, a predicted model, not a curated record
AUGGCGUCACCAAAGAAAAGGCCUAGACUCGACGAUGUCAGUGGCGAUGAAGACGAUAAGCCAGAACCUCUACCGAUCGGCGAGUUGUUCAAAAGGCAUCGAAAGGCUCGUAUCAGAAGGGCUGGAGAUCGGCGGGACGCGCGUGUGCAUCAAGCUAUUUUAAAUGCUCAGUGGGACAGUCUCUCGCCAGAAGCCCAGCAGCAGGAGACUGACAGGAUACAAGGGCACUUGGAUGAAGGUCGGGAUAAAGGUCGGACAUUGAGCGAUGUGUCGGAUAUACCUGGCGCCGAACCUCCUGAAUUCACAGAACAGGACUUGACGGAUAGUGAGGGCGGGGAGAAACCAUUCGAUGAGGAUGAGGAUAGUAGCUCAGAGGAACGUGAGGAUGAGGAUAAGGAUGAGGAUGAGGAUGAGGAUGAGGAUGAGGAUGAGGAUGAGGAUGAGGAUGAGGAUGAGGAUGAGGAUGAGGAUGAGGAUGAGGAUGAGGAUGAGGAUGAGGAGGAUGAGGAUGAGGAUGGGGAUGAGGAUGAGGAUGAGGAUUGGGAUGCCUUUCGAAAUGUAAUCACACAGGAAAAGCGUACUCGAAACGAUACUCAAAGUGCCCUGGAAACAUUUGCCAAAGACAAUCCUCCGCGCUACAAGCAAGGCAAGACAUGGGUUAGCCCGGGACAAGUCGGUACCGGGUCAGGUGGAAACAUAACACUGUGGGUGGCAUACAACGAAACUCACUCCAAGAUCGUUGAUCGAAUUGCCGUCAAAGACCAGUUCCACAACGUCGAUGAAUGGUCGAGUAUCCGCCUUUGGUACGGUGAUCCUCGCAAUUGGGGAACAAGAGAGAUCAUGGAAGUAAAAGCAAUGAGAAAUCUCAACAAAGCCGCUGGCGAUGGCCCAGGAAGUCAUGGGCUCAUCAAGCUGCUUGACUCUCGAGUAUACAUGAAACGCAUGGCUUCCCGGAUUAUCAUGAGCUACUGUGGCCAUGGUGACAUCGAUGGCAUCAUUAGGAGAUAUCAAGAAGCCGGCCAGAAGAUCCCGGAAGCCUUCAUCUGGACAGUAUUCAACGCUCUUGCAGAGGCAUGUGUGCUCAUGAAGUACGGCAACAUUCAGAGCAAAAAGGACGAGACUUGGCAACAAAUUGUGCAUCAAGACAUCAAUCCAAGGAACAUCUUCCUCGACCCAGCAAUUCCCUAUACCACCGCUACUACUGAGCCACCUCCCCGCCCAUUCCCCAGCUAUCAACAACCAGUCCUUGGCGAUUUCGGCAACAGCAUCAUCACCUCCCGCUACGACGAUCUCAAUCCAUAUGCUUACGCCGCGCAGCAUGGCACCCCAGGAUUCCGAGCAGGAGAACAAAUCCCUUGGAUGGAAGACGAUACUUUCUUACCAGUGUACGACGACAAGCUCCUGUCACCAACCAACAUCUAUCAAGUCGGGAUCACCAUCGCAGCCAUGAUGCAUUGCAAAUCAGUCCAAGGCUGGGACGAUGACAAGCUUUGGGAUGGUCCGGUCGAUACGGAACCUGGUGAGAAGCAGAAUAAAGAGUUUGAGUGGGAGCCGGACGAUGUGGAAGAUUUUGAAGCAUACUGGAGGCAGAGCUGGUACUACGGAUCGAGCACAAGACGGACGAUUAUGUAG